UUCUGCGAGGUCCCUUCCCCUCCCCCACUACCGCGGGCGGCACUGGCCGUUUACCAACAAGGCUGCCGUCGCCCUUCAGGUGUGGUGCGUGCGCGGCGCUGCUGCGACUUUCACUCUCCGCGUGGCAGUCGUGCGGUGCGGUCGUUCCUGAACAGUGUGUCCGCGUGUGUGAAGUGCCAGUGGCUCGCCUUGCCCUCAGCAGUCGUGUGCGCGGGACCGUGCCGAGAGGAGCGGGCGCGAUGAUUCUGUCCGACGGCAGCGUCGGCUGCCCGCCGGGCGCCGCCUACGACGCGCCGGUGUCUUCUGCGUCGCCCGCCUCCGCUAUGCUCGUCGACAUGGACGCGGCCGCGGUCGGCCGGCGAGAGCCGGAGCUGCACAUAGAGUUCGACGGGACGACGGUGCUGUGCCGUGUGUGCGGCGACAAGGCGUCCGGCUUCCACUAUGGUGUGCACUCCUGCGAAGGCUGCAAGGGCUUCUUCCGGAGGUCCAUCCAGCAGAAGAUUCAGUACCGGCCCUGCACCAAGAACCAGCAGUGCUCCAUCCUCAGGGUCAACCGGAACCGCUGCCAGUACUGCCGGCUCAAGAAGUGCAUCGCCGUGGGCAUGAGCAGAGAUGCGGUGCGGUUCGGGCGCGUGCCGAAGCGCGAGAAGGCGCGCAUCCUGGCCGCGAUGCAGCAGAGCUCCAGCUCGCGGUCGCACGACAAGGCGCUGGCGCACGAGCUGGAGGACCAGUCGGCGCUGCUGGCGCGCGUCGUGCGCGCACACCUCGACACGUGCGACUUCACGCGCGACAAGGUGGCGCCGCUGCUGGCCAGCGCGCGCGCGCGCCCCACCUACACCAGCUGCCCCGCCACUCUGGCGUGCCCGCUGAACCCGAGCCCGCAGCCGCUGACGGGCCAGCAGGAGCUGCUGCAGGACUUCUCGAAGCGCUUCUCGCCGGCCAUCCGCGGCGUGGUGGAGUUCGCGAAGCGCAUCCCGGGCUUCGCGCUGCUGCCGCAGGACGACCAGGUGACGCUGCUGAAGGCGGGCGUGUUCGAGGUGCUGCUGGUGCGGCUCGCGUGCCUCUUCGACGCGCACACCAACAGCAUGAUCUGCCUCGACGGGCAGAUGCUGAAGCGCGAGGCCAUCCACAGCUCGUCCAACGCGCGCUUCCUCAUGGACUCCAUGUUCGACUUCGCGGAGCGCCUGAACGCGCUGCAGCUGACGGACGCCGAGGUGGGGCUGUUCUGCUCGGUGGUGGUGAUCGCGCCCGACCGGCCCGGGCUGCGCAACGGCGAGCUGGUGGAGCGCAUGCAGUGCAAGCUGCGCGGCGCGCUGCAGGCCGUGCUGGCGCAGAACCACGGCGGCGUCGCGGCCGGCUCGCACCUCGCGCAGGAGCUGCUGCGCAAGGUGCCCGACCUGCGCACGCUCAACACGCUGCACUCCGAGAAGCUGCUCGCCUUCAAGAUGACGGAGCAGCAGCAGCAGUGGCAGCAGCAGCAGCAGCAGCAAGAGCAGCAGCACCUGGAGGUGGCGGCGCCCGCGCCCGCCCCCGCGCCCGUCUCCCUGGCGACGCCCCCGCAGUGGGCCGACGAGGCCGUCAAGUCGCCGCUGGGCUCCGUCUCGAGCAGCGAGUCGGUGUGCGGCGCCGAGGCGGCCGACGCCUGCCCGCACCGCCGCUUCGUGCGCAAGCUCGACUCCCCCAGUGACUCGGGCAUCGAGUCCGGCACCGAGAAGGCCGACAACACGCCCACCUCCGUCUGCUCCAGCCCCCGCUCCACGCUCGACGACGACCACCAUACGUCGGGCAGCAGCAUCGUGGAGGACAUGCCGGUGCUGAAGCGCGUGCUGCAGGCGCCGCCGCUGUACGACACAAACUCGCUGAUGGACGAGGCGUACAAGCCGCACAAGAAGUUCCGCGCGCUGCGCACGCAGCCGCCCCCGCAGGCGGCGAGCCAGGCGCAGGCGCAGGCGCAGCCGCUGACGGCGACGCAGCAGAUGCACCCGCAGCUGCACCUGGCGCUCGUGUCGUCGCCCGAGCCGGCGCCCGCGCCCGCGCCCGCGUCGGCGCCGUCGCCCUCGCCCGCCCCCGCGCCGUCGGCGUCGGCGUCGCUGCUGUCGAGCACGCACUCGACGCUGGCGCGCUCGCUGAUGGAGGGCCCGCGCAUGACGGCCGAGCAGCGGCAGCGCACCGACAUCAUCCACAGCUACAUCAUGCGCGCCGACGCGUGGCCGCACCCGCACCCGCCCCCGCACCAGCAGCACAACACGCCCGGCGUCAUCACGUCGGCGGCCGCCUACCAGCUGGCGCCCUCCCCCGCGUCGCCCGCGCCCUCCUCCUCCACGUCGCCGGCGCCGUCGCCGCUGCACCACGCGCUGCAGCAGCCGCACCACCUCCCCCACCACCCCCACCACCCGCACCAACACCACCACCACGCGCCUCCCCCGCAGCAGCCGCAGCCGCCCCCGCAGCACCUGCUGGCGCUGCAGGUGGACGUGGCCGCCGACUCGCAGCAGCCGCUCAACCUGUCCAAGAAGUCGCCGACGCCGCCGCCCCCGCAGCCCACCAAGAUGGUGGUCACGCUGGAGGCCUGACCGCCGGGCGCGCUCCGCCGACUCUCAGUACAAACCGGGCGCGCAGCCUGCCGUAUUACAAACCAAAUAAUUUAUUAUUUAAACAAUACUUAUUAAUUCUAUGUGUUGUUUGUGUGAAAUUUUAUUAUUUGUGUCGAGUCUCUAUAUUGUUACGCUAGGAACAGAAUAUGUUAAAGCGGGCCGGCGCUACCGAGGACAAUGUGGCGCCGGCGUCGUACGUAGCUGUCACAUUUCCCCCUCCAGACCGCCACUCCAGUCUCUCGAGACGCCCACCCGAGUGGUCGGUGCGGCCGCGGGCGCAGCGCAGGAGCCUCCGCGGAGAACACUCCCGCAGUAGACACUCCUCCGCGGGGGAGCCUGCCUCGCCCCGCGACCCGCAACCGUUCGUGUGUCAGUGAAUUUUUUGUGCACCUAUCCUAUUGUAUUGUAUGUGAUAUAUUCCUCCGUAGGGCAGUGCAUUUUUUUAAAAAAAACUAAAGUUGUGUAAAGUGUACAUUUUUUCCCAAUCCAUUUGUAUAGUUAUACUUUUUUCGUCAUUUGACUGUCAUUUUCACUGUAUUAUUAUCAUUAUUGCAUGCGAGGACUAAGGUUUUUUAGCAAUUACCUCACCAGUUGAGGCAUAUGAGACUGAGGGGAGUCCACGGCACCUGAGACAAAAAAAAUUAUAAAAAAAUAAAUGUUACUAAUAUCGUGUAAGUGUAGUAUGUAAAAGGGGCCUGUUUGCACCCCGAGUUUUUUGUACUGUACGUCGUAAACUAUUAUAUACCCCCGUUUUCUGGGGGACGCGUCGUCGGAGGUUGGCCAGUAUGUGAUGCCCACCCGUUUUUUCAAAGUACCCGUACCUUUUUACGAGAUGUCUUAUAGUAAACUUGUGUCCGUUGUACUAACAUUUUUCGAGAAAAAGCACUUGUAUUCGAGAGAAAAGUCAGGUGACCGUGGCUCCCUACAUAUCUUUUUUCUGUGUCCUUUGCUUGCUGUAUGUAAGAAAAAGACUUGGUUGUUCUGAGCAUCCUCCACAUAUAAAGCAGGGAAGAGAUGUUUCUGACGUUUCGAAUAAGGAAAAAAAUUCUGUCGCGUAGUUGUGUGAUCUGGUCCAUUUAUUGCAUUAAAGUAGUUAGCAGAUUUGUUUCAAGUACAGAGGCGACCCGCUAGCCGUUUCGACUCGGUGCCCUGCAUUUAGGCGGACCGCGGACUCGGCUUCGCCCCGGCGUAGCCCAGCCCGCGUGCCGCACUGCUUCACGUGGUGUGCUUGUAUGUACUUUUGUAAGCUUGGGAGUUUGUUGAGGUCGUCAGAAUAAACUUUGUCUGGUGAAAUAUAAAAA
Schistocerca gregaria is the source of this 3895-nucleotide messenger RNA. RefSeq names its product ecdysone-inducible protein E75 (gene Eip75B). The record is from RefSeq and is a predicted model, not a curated record. The coding region runs from base 240 to 2573 and encodes 777 amino acids. The transcript has 6 exons. NCBI's taxonomy places the organism in Eukaryota, Metazoa, Arthropoda, Insecta, Orthoptera, Acrididae. Gene Ontology annotation, molecular function: nuclear receptor activity; RNA polymerase II cis-regulatory region sequence-specific DNA binding; zinc ion binding. Gene Ontology annotation, biological process: positive regulation of transcription by RNA polymerase II; hormone-mediated signaling pathway; cell differentiation.